GACAAAGAGAGCCAUCCCCUCCCCUCCCUCACUCAUUGGCUCGACCAAGCAACCAAGAAUAGCAAGGGGGAGCUCUACAAUUCACCAUUUUCACACCCAAAUUCGAGCUCAAGGAAGAAGGUCCAAAGAGGAGUGUUUGGAGAAGGAAAAAGGUUGGGAAAGGUGUGAACAAUUAAGGCACUUGUAAAGGGUAUUUCAAGUGAUUUCACAAAGUUGGAAAAGUCGCCGGAAUUGUCGCCGGAGUUGACCAAAAGUCGCCGGAGUUUCACCGGAGUUCAACCAAGAAGGGUAGAACUUCUUAACGCUAGUUCAAGGUUGAGGCUAGGGCUUGCUACCUGCACCUUUCUACGGGUGACAUCAAAUCAAGGAAGACGUGAAAUGGAGGGCAGGCGAAUGAGGACCAGGAACAAUCCGAGGGGGCAGACGCCGGUAGCAUCCCAAAGGGGAAGCCGGGCUGCAUCUCGGGGUUCAAGAGGAGGCCGUGGAGGCCGUGGAGGUCAUCAAGCUCAAACCGUGAGUGAUGGCCAUGUAAGCUCGGUGUAUGAAACCAACACCGAGGACUACGACUCAACCUACGUCCCGGAGACGGAGCAUGAGGAGACCCCGUAUGAUGGGGGUGACACUUACACCGAUGAUGAUGAUGAUGAAGAGAGUGAUGCCCGCUUCGCCCAAAUGGGCGAAUUACUAGAGUGGUAUCAAAAGGAGAAACUGAGGAGAGACCUUAGGCGCCAAGCGAGGCGUGGCUCUCGUGGUGGUUCGGGUCAAGGAAGCCGGGGAGCUUCCGUGGCCACCCCAGCGGCGUCACAAGGCGGGCGUGAAGGAGGUUUUGUUGUGAGGAUCUCCAAGUACCUCAAGGAGGCUAGGGCCUUGGGGUGUAGGUCCUUUGACGGCACCGGUGACAUUACCGUUGCCGCCGAUUGGAUUAGGAAGGUGAAGGAUGCAUCAAGAGACAUGCAAAUCACACCGGACGUGAAGUUGACUGUCGCUUCACGGCUACUUGAGGGGAUAGCUUCUACGUGGUGGGAGAGCGUGGAAGGGAAGUACCAUGGGAAAAUAACAUGGGCGGAUUUUGAGCUAGAAUUCUAUGCUCAAUACUACUCCGAGUACGAGGUGAAUGUGAAACGGAGAGAGUACACUAACCUCAAACAAAAAGAUGGCGGCACAGUUAAGCAGCUGGAACAAGAGUUUAGAACCUUGGCUAGGUUCUUGCCAGAGUACGCGGUUGAUGAGAACCGUAUGACGGAGCACUUUUGGGACGCCCUACUCUUGGACAUCCGUGAUCGGGCUACGUACUCGCGCCACAUGACCUUUAGCGAGGUGGUGGAGCAGGGCCUUCUUGGGGAGGCCCAAUGGAACGAGAGGAAAGCAAGGGACGCCGAAGAGGCGAAGAAGAGGAAGUGGAAUAAUUCGGGGCCACCCGAUCAUUCUCGAAGGAACAACCACG
Messenger RNA from Cuscuta epithymum, 1444 nucleotides. The record is from the annotation of a GenBank genome assembly. Lineage: Eukaryota; Viridiplantae; Streptophyta; Magnoliopsida; Solanales; Convolvulaceae.